AUGGAUACGUUUCCCGGAAUGCAAGAUGUAUGGGGACAAUUACCUCGAAUGAAAGGAUACACCCACCUUGCCGUAUUUUUCUCACAACCAGAAUCAUCCCGAGAAACGAUAGCCGCACAUCUUCAAGCAGCAACCCAUAAAAUCACAUCAGCCCUCCCAUGGCUCGGUGGCGCAGUUAUAAAUUUAAACACAAGCCAAGGAUGCACAGGCAAUUUCACAGUAAUUCGGUGCCCACAAACAGAAAACAUCCUCAAGGUCCAAGACCGAUCUAAAGACUGCCCAUCUUUCAACAAGAUCCUCCAUGCCAAAGCUUCAAGCGACCAGCUAGAUGGAAGCCUACUCUCAGCGGAGACGGCCAUGCCAGAUACAUACACGGAAGCAGAAGCCAACCCGGCACCCGUGCUGACACUGACAGCGAGCUGGAUACAAGGCGGCGUGGUGCUCGACUGCGCUGCACAGCAUAAUAUCCUAGACAUGGGUGGUAUCGAUCAAUUCUUUCAGCUACUAGCCAUCGCACUUCAAGACAAAGAGUUCAGCGAUGUGGUCAUUGCAGCUAAUACCCAAGAUCGCCUGAGUAUAUUUCCCCUUCUUGGUGCUGGGGAGAAACGCUAUGAUCACUCGAAGAUGCGCUGUCCAUCCUCAUUCACACCAGCGCCACGUCCCAAUCCCCGACCAGGUCCCAAGCCCGCGUUCCACUACUUCCGAUUCAGCGCAUCCAAUCUGACUCGACUUACUGUUCUCGCCGAAACGCCCUCAACAGACGAUGCUCUAAGCGCCUUUAUCUGGAAGCGACUAAGUGCAAUCCGGCAUCGUCACCAGAACCCAGAUUCAAUAACAGGAUUCUCUCGCGCAGUCGAUCUUCGACGAACACUAAAUAUUCCAAUCGAGUACAUGGGCGUAGCAGUUAUGAAAACUUCCUCGCGGAUGACAUUCAACUCGAUGGAACAAUCCUCCUUAGCAGAUGUCGCAGCACAGUUGCGUCAAGACGUCCGACGAGUCAGAGAUCAGCAUUUCCUUCGCAGUCUUGCUACUUUGAUUGCAGAAGCGCCAGAUAAAAGCACCAUUAGUUUUGUCGAUGGGUUCAAUCCUGAUACGUGGAUUAAUGCAUCGUCGUGGGCUAGUGCUGCGACGCACAGGCUCGACUAUGGGCUACUUGGGAAGCCGGCUUUUGUGCGGAGACCUAAGGCGAAACCUGUGCAGGGUUUGCUGUUUUUCUUACCUAUGAUGAAUGACGGGGAUGUGGAUGUGCUUUUUUGUUUGAAGAAUUGGGAGAUUCGGGGGUUGUGUGAGGAUUUGGAGUGGUGCCAGUAUGCUACAUAUACUGGCUAA
Molecule: messenger RNA, 1329 nt
Organism: Penicillium pulvis
Lineage: Eukaryota; Fungi; Ascomycota; Eurotiomycetes; Eurotiales; Aspergillaceae
Exons: 1
Coding region: 1-1329 (442 amino acids)
Molecular function (GO): acyltransferase activity, transferring groups other than amino-acyl groups
Source: RefSeq, a predicted model, not a curated record